Messenger RNA from Stomoxys calcitrans (stable fly), 857 nucleotides. RefSeq names its product calcyphosin-like protein. The coding region runs from base 73 to 732 and encodes 219 amino acids. Lineage: Eukaryota; Metazoa; Arthropoda; Insecta; Diptera; Muscidae. The transcript has 6 exons. The record is from RefSeq and is a predicted model, not a curated record. Gene Ontology annotation, molecular function: calcium ion binding.
CAGAGUGGAUACUUGUAUAUCAGACAGUUUCAAGUUUAGGUUGUCGCCUGAGAGAAUUCCGUAGAAAUUGAAAUGUCCGACGAAGAAAGUAACAAGACCAAGAAUCUGUAUUCACACGAAGCAAAGCUCAUUAACAAAUCGCAACGGGAAUUGGCCGAUGGUAGUGAAAAGGACACAUUAACUAAAUUGCGUUUAUUGUGCUUCAGUCGUGGUGCUACCGGCAUCUCAGGCCUUGGCAGAGCCUUUCGCAAUAUGGACGAUGAUGGCAGUAAGGCAUUAAAUGAAGAUGAAUUCGUCAAAGGUAUACGUGAUUUCGGCUUGGACUUGGGUGAUGAGGAGAUGCAGGAGUUGUUUCAUCAGUUUGACGACGAUGGCAGCGGGUCCAUAAAUAUGACAGAGUUCCUGCUCAAGCUAAGGCCAUCCAUGCCGCAGUGCCGUCUAGACAUCAUUGAUCAAGCCUUUGAUAAAAUGGAUGCAGAUGAUGAUGGAGUCAUUACAGUGAACGACUUGAAAAAUGUUUACUCUGUGAAGGAGAAUCCCAAGUAUCAAACUGGCGAAAUAUCUGAGGAUGAAUUACUCACAGAGUACUUGAACAAUUUCGAAGGAGGACGCGGCAAUAACGAUGGCAUCAUAACGAAGGAAGAGUUUGUCAACUAUUACGCCACAAUAAGUGCAUCCAUUGAUAAUAAUAUGUAUUUCGAUUUAAUGAUGAGACGUGCUUUUGCCUUGUGAAUUUCCAGCCUUUAUAUUUAUAAAUGUUAUUUCUGUAUUAAAUACUAAUUUAUAAAUUUAUAUGUCCGCCUUUUAUUAUUCUAUUUAAAAUUUGAUUUAAUUUUUAAUAAAUGUUCUAAAUAAGA